AAAAAUUAUGAUUAUAUAAUGAUUGUAUCUAAUACUGAUAACUAAUGAAUUAAAGAUUAGAUUGGAAAAAGAAUCUGAUUGCUUGUUACAUUUCUUGAUAAUUUUCAUAAUAAAUGUGAUGUCAUGAGUAUCGCCAUCUUUAUCGUAUGUCAUGUACAGUUGUAAAGUGUAUUCGUCAUCGAAGUAAAGUUGGGGAUAUCUGUCAUUAUUUUUAAACAAUUUGCAUCCCCAUUAAAUUUUUCAUAAAUUCUUCAUUUUAGAAAAUAUGGAUGGCAGUGGUAAUUCUAGAGAUGAUAUGGGUGGUCCAAGAAACUCACAGCCAGCAUCUACAAAAAAGCUGCAGCAAACACAAGCAACCGUUGAUGAAGUUGUGGGAAUAAUGAAAGUAAAUGUAGAAAAAGUAUUGGAAAGAGAUCAAAAGUUGUCAGAAUUGGAAAAUCGUGCUGAUGCUCUGCAACAGGGAGCUACUCAAUUUGAACAACAAGCAGGCAAAUUGAAAAGGAAAUUUUGGUGGAAGAAUCUUAAAAUGAUGAUCAUCAUCGGUAUUAUCUGCGUAAUUAUUUUAAUCAUCAUUAUUGCUUCAAUUGUGUCAGGCUCGUCGGAUUCUGACAAUUCCUCUAACUGAUAGCAUUAUACCAAAUGGAAUAUAAAUGCUCUGGAUUUGUUAUUUUGUGUCCUAAAAAGUUAACCUCACCAGAGUAAAAAAAAUGGGCGCACAAAGUUAGAUAUAAUGUGAUCGUUAAAAAUCAAGAUCCGUAUGGACUUGUUUGAACGAAUUACGAUGAAGUAAUAUAUAUAUAUAAUAAAAAAAAAAGAAAGAUAAGAAAAAAAUAUA
This is a messenger RNA of Apis florea (little honeybee), 835 nucleotides long. It is a transcript of the gene Syb, whose product is annotated as Vesicle-associated membrane protein synaptobrevin. Gene Ontology annotation, cellular component: membrane. NCBI's taxonomy places the organism in Eukaryota, Metazoa, Arthropoda, Insecta, Hymenoptera, Apidae. Gene Ontology annotation, biological process: vesicle-mediated transport. The record is from RefSeq and is a predicted model, not a curated record.